UGAUGGUAGCGAAGAGGAAUAAUUGGAUUUUGUUAAAAAAAAAAAAACAUUGGAGUCAUCAUCGUGUGCAAAGAAAAUAAAUUGAUAUACGUAACGGAGACACAAUUACGUUGUCAGUAAACAUUAGUGUCUUCCAUAAAAUAUACACAGGACUUGUAUAUGAUAUACCACACCACGACAAAUUAUGCCAGUGUUGUUUUUUAUCCUGAAAAGUAUAGAAUAAAGAAUACAAAGUGAAAACUGAGACAAUAUUUUCCAGCUGAGUUUUUCUAUCUGCCACUGACAGGAUCAUUUUCAAUUAAAAUUUGGCAGUUUUUUUGUCAAAUAUUUAUUACAUUACAUAAAAGUGCGAGGGUGAAAAAUAUCAAACACAGGAAAAAAAGGAACGAAGGACUACAGUACAACAGCAAAACGUUUUAUUUUAAGACAUUUUUUUUCUUUUCGGUGCGCGCCGACGAAACGCUGUGUGCUUGGUUGUAUGAAAAAAACGGGGAAAUCUUUUUUCCGCGACAAACUUUUAUCUUCCGUAUCGUGAAGCUUUCUUUGCCUUUAAUAUUCGUUAAUGAAAAUUUGAAAGUGCUUAGCGCGCGUGAAAAAUGAUAUUAAAGGCUGUAUCGUUUGUUUGGCGAUCAAUCAUCGUAAGUGGAACGAUGAAAUUCGGUGCGUCGAAACAUUGGAUAGUGAUUGUUCUGAUGCUCAUAAAGACGACUUUGGCGUGCCGAGGUGGAACGUUAAUAAGAACUGGAGUCACAUUGGAGGAACGAAAUCAAAUCCUAGAAAGCCACAAUCGACUACGUUCAACCGUUGCUCAGGGUCGCGUACCAAAUCAACCGGGUGCCGAAAAUAUGCGUGAAAUGGUCUGGGACGAUGAAUUGGCGCUGAAAGCACAACAAUGGGCCAAUCAGUGCACAUUUCAACACGAUCCGAGCCGGUAUUUGGAUAGGUUUACCAUGGGCCAAAAUUUGGCCAUAAUUUGGAGUACCAUUCCAUUGGCGCCGGAUGAUGGAGACUUUCCGUCACGCAUUCAGAACUGGUUCAACGAAGUGAGAAAGUAUGCGUGGGGAGCGCAAUGGUCACCGGCAACUGGCCAUUAUUCGCAGUUGGUAUGGGGCGAUACAAAUUUAGUCGGCUGUGGGUUCUCCUAUUACCGAGAUUCGCGAAGAUUCAAUAAGUUAUGGGUGUGCAAUUAUGGACCUGGCGGUAAUGUCGUUGGCUCUCCACCAUAUGAAGCUGGUCGACCAGCGUGUCAGAAUUAUGGUAUGCAACCGUCAAGUAGAUAUUCCGGUCUUUGCUCCAGUUAUGGAGCCCCAACGGCGUCCGGUUACAACCCACAGAGCAAUUUCAUCGGACAGAAUACGUACACAUUCAAAACGGAGACAUUUAAUCCGCCAACGUAUCAAGUGCAAAACACCAUCAAGACUGCAUUCCAGCAACCAUAUAAGACGUUCGUGCAACCGGUUGCAAAUAGCAUAUCGAAUGGAUUUUCAUUUGGCAAAAAUGUUUUCGAUCGAUUCAAAGACGCUGUGAAGCCACCGCCACCACCAUCACCACCAUCCCAACCGCAAUCGUAUCAUCAACCGCAAUCAUAUCAGCCGCAAUCGUAUCAACAGUCGUCUUAUCAACAAGCAUCAUACCAGCAAUCACCUCAAACAUAUCAACAAUCUACUUAUCAACAGCCAGCAUAUCAACAAAAUACUUACCAAACGACCGCCUAUCAUCAGCAGCCAAAGUCGCAGAGUCCGUUUUUGACAUACGAUUGGAGUCAACUGUUUAGCGUUAACAACAACUACAACAAUUAUCAAACCAAGAAGUGAAUCGUAUGAAGUGGUAGACUAGGUAGUCAAAUUUUAUUGGAAUUAUUUAGCUAGAAUGUAUACCGAAAUUUGUGCUUGAGACUAAGAUGAAUAAUUUUGGGGAGGGAAUGGGAGGAAUGCUGUUGUUGUAUUAUAGUCGCUAGCAAUUCGUGUGAAAAUGAUUUUGUGAUAAUUUCACUGCAAAUUUUUGUAAUCUUUAAUUGAAUUGAAUUCGUUAAUUGAAUCAGAACAGUGACGGUGAAGCCAGGUAAUAAUCGAGAUUCUGAUCUAUUUUCCAGGGCCAAAAAAUAACUUAACUCAGUUGUUGGUUUUUUGUUGAGAAACAAGAAGGAUUACAGGGUUUCAACCAACGAACUUAAUUUACAAUGUUUGAAAGAACGAGUUUGAGUGUUUAAAUGAUAAGGAUUUUUGAAAGUUUUAGAUAGGUUCUGCGAGUGAAAAGUGUUGCCAUUAAAAAAACUUGGCUAUUAAAACAGUUAUUCACCGAGGGAAUAGACAGCUUGAAAUUGCAUUUCGAGUGUGUUGUUUAUGGCCAGAGCGAAGCGAGAGCCACAAAUCACCCGAGUAAAUGUAAUCUCCAAUUUUUUCCCGAAGUAAACACAACAUUUUAAUGUAAAACUCUCUCGAAGUUUCAGCAGAGGGAAGAAAAUGAUUAUUUUCUCGCCUGAGUUGCGAAAAAAGUUUAUUUUUCUGGGCUAUGUAUUAAGUUAAAGGAGGAUAAAAGAGCGAUUUUCGCAACUGAUGUGUAGAGAAUUCAUACAAAUUUGAGAGUUGGACAAUUUUGAACUACGGGUAAAUUUUUAACUUAAAAAGAGUGAGGGAGUGAGGGCCUUUUAUUGGGAAUUUUAUUUACUAAAAUUACCGAAAAUAGCCGAAGUUUACAAAAAUGUAACCAAACAUCUGUUUCGGUAACUUUAGGUCAGUAAAUCAAUGUUCACUGAUUUCAGUGAAAUAAUGUUCCCAAUAAUAGGCCCUGGCUGGGAACGUCACGUUACACGUUUGCCACUAUUUGUUUCCUGUCAUCCCAGCCAUUUAAAACCCUAAAAAUAUCGAUUCAAAAAUUUGUAGUGAGAUUUCAAGUUUGCUCUCGUCUGUCAAAAUUGUGCGAUAAGAUAGGUUUUAGUUAAUUAAGAAUCCGAAAAGACUUAAAUUAGUUGUAAGAUAUCCACAUAAUGUAAAACAGUGCCUCCAAAAUACUCAAUGAGAAGCGUAAUGAAUUACAAGAAUUUUAAGUAUAAUUAGAAUUCUAGGAGAAUAGUGAGUAAGAAGAAGAAGAAGAAGGAGGAGAAGAAUGAACGUUUACCAUAGACAAGAUUUUUGAAACAGAUAUCCUUUGGUUCUAAUCACGCCUGGGUACAAUUCCAGCCGCUUCAAGACGAUUCUUUGUUUGACGCGGCUGGACCUAAAUCCAAACUGAGAACCAUCGGACGUGUGGUCCAUACUCUAGUGCACUGACACACCACAUCGGCGAACAUUUCAAAAGUUUUUAAAAUUGUUGCCGAUGAAUAGUCGGGCUGAAAAGGAUUAUAAUGUUUUCGAUUCAGCUAAUUGUAUGGACAUGAAAUUCAUUUUUAGUUAAAAGCCAGAUAUUGAUGCAUUUUGAAUAACGAAAAAAAUCACAUUUUUUUCAGCCAUUAUUCAGAGUUUACAGAUCGGAGCUUAUGAACCAUUUAAACAUGUUAUGUGAGAACUCUGAAUAUUAUUAUUUUUUUGUUUUAAAUUUAAGCUUCCAUGGAUAAAGACAGUAAAAAAAAAUCUUUUCGCAAAUUAAUAUCUUAAUUACAUGGCUUUUUAGUGGUCCGAACAACUUAAAAAUCAAUCAUCAUGGAUAAUUACCUCCAAAAAAAUUACAAUUUUUACUUUUACUGAAAGUUCAUAUCUCGUUUCAGUUUAUAAUCUUGCGUGUAAUUAAGCAAAUAUUGGCUUGGUUUGACCGUGACUUACAUUAAAACAUAAAAUAUAAAUUUGAGAACCAGUUUCGUGCCCAAAUCAGGUUUUAAAAAAAAUCUUUUUUUUUUCGUAUUAAAAAUUGCAUGUUUGUACAAUGACCAGCCAAUAACCAGAAUUGACAUUCUGAUGUCUCUUCCGGUAUGUACAUAAAAUGUAUACGAAAAUGCUGCUUGCGUUUUCGUUUACCUGUAAAUAAUAUUAUCGAUAAGUUUCGGAUAAGAAUUAAAAUUUGAAACGAUUUUCAGCCACACAAUUCUUUUCGAAAUAAAAUCAGCAAAAAUUAACUUAAACUAAUUUUAAAUGACCUUCUCAGUGCGGCCCGACAGCUCAAUUUUAAAACUUGAUAAGACCAUGCACAGAAGAAAGAAGAAAAAAACGCAUUUAACGAGCUGUUUGCCGGCAGAAAGAAAUUAAACGAAAAAUUAAAUCCAUUUCAGUAUAACAAAGUGCAGCAUGGGAAUAAAGAUAAUGGGAAUCCCAUAAUAUUGGAUGGCGGAUAGUAAAAACGAAUCGACAGGUUUUUUAAUUGCUUUCCUUCGUUUGAUAAUCAAAUAAUUUGGCUUGGUCAAUUUAUCGAGUUAAUUAGUUAAAAACAGUAAAAGAAGAGACAGGCACAGGGGACUUCUUGCACCACCUAGGCUAUGUUAAACGCGACAAACUUAUCGCGGCAUAAUCGUUACUCUGUUAAGUCUUUCAAACGAUUGUUUAAGGAUUUUCAAAACUCAUUUUUGGCAUUCCUUCUUCUUCUCUUUUUAUCGCAUGAAUUUGAGGUAUAUUCGGGAAAAGAUAAGUUUUGAAACCAAUCGUCACUUUUAACGCAUCGUCUAACAAUAAUAGAUUACAUUGACAGCUGCAAAUGUAUUUCAUUACAAGAUGUAACAAUUUUGUGAAAGAAGCAAACUCACAAGGUUGUUUUUGAGCAACAAGCUUCGGUAGCUGUCUUUUUGGCUAAUCAAAAAACAGUUACCGAAGCUUGUUGCCCCAAAAGGCGAGUAUCCCAAGUUUGUUUCCGAAAUGAAUUACGUAGAAGCAUCCAAUGGUAUUAUGGUUUAUUGCCCUGCCCCAUGCAAAAGUUAACAAAGGAAUUCACGUAAAAUGAACCAAAAAUAUUCUUUAUGUAACAGAUCAUUUUUGCCGGUGGCAAACUGCUACGUAAUGAUCAACUUUCGCAUGGGUCAGGCAAUAAAAAUCUUUUACUUCAUUCGAUUUAACAUAAUGGACAGGUUUUAUGCAAGUCUCGGUCUGUGUAAUGCAGACACGUAGUAAUAUUCGCCAUAUUAUCCGCUAGCUUUAAUCUACUAUUAAGUGCUAACAACGUAAUUAAUCAACUAGUAUUAAAAUGGCGCGGCGUGAUACCUUUUAAAUUAAAUCCAUUUUCAUAUUUUUAACAGUUAGUACUGAUUGCUCUACCUAGAACUUAUAAACGGAAAAGUAAAACAAAAAUUGGCUCACCCCACAUAUACCGAUUGAUUUUGCUUAUCACUUCUUUCAUUUUCGUUCAUCACAAUAGACAAUAUAGUGAUUGCACCAAAUAUCAUCAUAGAACUUGAGUGAACGGUUCAAGAUGCAGGAACCGAAAAAGGUUAUAAUUCCCGUUGGCUAAAUUUUUGUAUUACUCUGAUAUUGUUCGGUAACACGUUCUCUGUUUUCGUAUUUAUUUGUUGUGAGUUGAUCGGGAUUUUUUUUUAUAUUUUAUUUUAAGAAGAAGAACUUAUUUUCUCUUCGUUACAAAAUGCACGCAUUCCAUUUCCUCUUUUCUAUA
Molecule: messenger RNA, 5526 nt
Organism: Bradysia coprophila
Lineage: Eukaryota; Metazoa; Arthropoda; Insecta; Diptera; Sciaridae
Product: CRISP/Allergen/PR-1
Cellular component (GO): extracellular region
Source: RefSeq, a predicted model, not a curated record